Molecule: messenger RNA, 987 nt
Organism: Hemicordylus capensis (graceful crag lizard)
Lineage: Eukaryota; Metazoa; Chordata; Lepidosauria; Squamata; Cordylidae
Gene: NAA10
Product: N-alpha-acetyltransferase 10, NatA catalytic subunit
Exons: 8
Coding region: 149-871 (240 amino acids)
Biological process (GO): N-terminal peptidyl-glutamic acid acetylation
Cellular component (GO): NatA complex
Molecular function (GO): protein-N-terminal-glutamate acetyltransferase activity; protein N-terminal-serine acetyltransferase activity
Source: RefSeq, a predicted model, not a curated record
AGCAUUGGCUACGGAGCGGUGAUGGACGCGUUCCUUUUUCCUCCACCUUCCCCCGGUCUUUCCCCAGAAGUGGAUGGAUGUCCUGAGUCGAGCUGCCUGCCGCGUGAGCUGAAAGAGGAUCGCCCGUCGCCGUUCUGCAGCCGCCGCCAUGAAUAUCCGGAAUGCACGGCCCGAGGAUCUGAUGAACAUGCAACACUGCAACCUCCUUUGCUUGCCGGAAAACUACCAGAUGAAAUACUACUUCUACCACGGACUCUCCUGGCCACAGCUUUCCUACAUUGCUGAGGACGAGAAUGGCAAGAUUGUGGGCUAUGUGCUGGCUAAAAUGGAAGAAGACCCUGAUGAUGUCCCCCAUGGACACAUCACAUCACUGGCAGUCAAGCGCUCCCACCGACGCCUGGGCCUGGCUCAGAAGCUGAUGGAUCAGGCCUCCCGUGCAAUGAUUGAGAACUUCAAUGCCAAGUACGUCUCCUUGCACGUGCGCAAGAGUAACCGGGCAGCACUACACCUCUAUUCAAACACUCUCAAUUUCCAGAUCAGUGAAGUGGAGCCCAAAUACUAUGCUGAUGGAGAAGAUGCGUAUGCUAUGAAGCGUGACUUGACACAGAUGGCAGAGGAGCUGCGGAGGCAAAUGGACCUGAAGGAGAAGACCAAGCAUUCCAUUCUGGGCUCCAUCGAGAACAAGGGUAGUGACCACAAAGCCAACCAUGUGGGCGAAUGUUGCCGCGAUGACAAAUGCCCAGGAACCGUGGUGGGCACUGGGCCUGGGACGGAAGACAGUGGGGACAGCAAGGAUGUCAGUGAGGUCAGCGAGGCCACAGAGAGCACAGAUGUCAAGGACAGCUCGGAGGCCUCUGACUCUGCCUCGUAGCGAGGGCGUCUGCCGUACCCUUCACUCCAGCUGAAAGACCAUUGUCCUGCCUCUCUCUAGGGUGGUGGGGGUGGCGCCUACAGAUGGAUUGGAAAUAAAGCUUAUGGAACCAGAAA